CUAGGGAAACCAGUCAGCCUGAGCUACAGAUGUCCCUGCCGAUUCUUUGAGAGCCACGUCGCCAGAGCCAACGUCAAGCAUCUCAAAAUCCUCAACGCUCCGAACUGUGCCCUUCAGAUUGUGGCAAGACUGAAGAGCACCAAUAGACAAGUGUGCAUUGAUCCAAAACUGAAGUGGAUUCAGGAAUACCUGGAGAAAGCUUUAAACAAGAGGUUCAAGAUGUGAGAGGCGCAGGUUGGGUCAGACGCCUGAGGAAACCUUUCAGUAGGAGCCCAGGUCUGAAACCAGUGUUAGGAAAGGGGCUGCAGCCACCCCCUGCACCCAGGCAGGGUCAGCUGCACUGCCAGGGGCCUUGUCUUGUGCAGUUUGCCUUUCUUUCACCAUUUGAUUAUGUAGCAAAAAUAAUAUGGUGUUUAUUCCUCAUAUAGUUUGAUUAUCCAGUGUCAUUGGCAACAGAUAAGAACUUAGACUAAGGCCACUAUUUUACUUGCUUUGUUAUAAUAUCUUUCCCACGGAGCCUCUCAUCUGGCCAGAGGUUCCUAAGUUGUAUGUCUCUCUGAGUGAUGCAGGAUAGAACCCCAGAACCCUAGACAGAGGGAGCCUUGCCCGCAUCACCAUGUCCAGUGUGGAGAGCCACCAGGAGGUGUCAGCACCAGUCAGCAUGGGCAGACCCUAGGGAAGGCUGCCCUGUGCAAGGGGUGGUGGACGAAUAGGUUCCAGGGUGCCCUUCCUCGGGGUGAGAGCAAGGGUUGUCCCCUUUACUGAGCAUCGCAGGGUUGCCCUGAGCUAAGGCAGGCAGCAGUGUCACAGGGCAGGGUGAGGUGCAGCCCGCAUCCCCAGCUCUCCUCUGCAUCCCAUCACGUCCUUCCCAUCAUUGUCUCUGUCAUCCAUCAUCAUGUGUAUCCAAGACUGUCUCCGUGACCCCGGAAAAGGACUCUCUCAAGACCAAAGCUUUACUUUAAACUGGGCACCAAGGAGCAAAUCAAAAUGUCUCGUGUUCCCCGGUCCUGAAAACACUGUGCACAUCUGUGUCUUGUUUGGAAUAUUGUCCGUUGUCCAAUCCUGUGUUUUUGUUCAAAGCCAGUGUCUCGGUGCAUGCGCUGUCAGUACAUCCUGUGCCAAGGCUGAGAGUGAGGAGAUGCCCCUCGGGGCCUUUGACCAAGUUUCUGAUCCUUGUGGGGUGGAACCUUGGUUUCCUCAUGAUCACAAACCCACGGCGGGUCACCAGAGCCCAAGGGAAUUCAGUUUGCUGCAGUAUUGACCUCCGAGGAUACAGACCCUCAGGGCUUCUAUAAUUAUUGGUAUCUCAGAACCACAGAGAGUUUUGUUUUCAGGGAAUAACCAGAAAAGAAUUUUCAACUGAUUUUUGGUUUUGAAAGCCCAAUCCACAAGACAGUCAAUCUGGACAUGAAGACUCCUUCCCAGUUAAAAUCUCACUUCAUCUUUUUCACCAUUUGACCAUCCCAUCACAUCUUACCUUGCACAGUGGCCCCUCGACCUUCACUGCUCUAUCAUCUUGUCCUUCCAAGACGUCCAGCAGGGCAUUCCUCUUAGAAAAGAAAAGCUGGUUUCCCUUUACUGUGAUCAGUUUGUAGAGUUGCAUUAAACGAUUUUUCAAAAAUUCACUUUCUGAAAAAGUAGGCUCUUGAGGGGGUUUUUCUUGUUUUGUUUUUCAUUUGGCCUCACUCCUCCUUUUCCUCUGGUUAGAUUCCAGUACAUUUUUUUUAAAUUAAAUAGAAAAAAAAAGAAGGGCAAAACAAGGAAAUGUAUCCAUGGACAGGAUGCUGUAAAUAACAUGCAGAAAGUAUAUUCUAGUAAAACAAUCUUGAAUUUUAGGUGUUCUUAGAUUAAAGCAUCUGGUUUAUCAGUAACAGGGUGUAGACAUUUCCAUAAACAUCCCUUUAAAUUAGAUCUUCAUGGUAGAUGGAGAAGCCAUCAAUGAAACAGAAAUUUACAUUCUCAAACCAGCUUUGUUAAAAAAAAAAUAGAAGUUUGGAGGGGUCUUUGUGAGUUAUUAGGGAUAUAGAACUGAUUUCAAAACCUUCUUUUGAAAUUAACCUGUCAGCCCUGCAGGGCUCCUGAAUUAUACAUGAAAUGAUUGAAUUUUCAGUGGGAGAGUCAUUUUCCAAGUAAUCCAACAUAUUUUAAAAACUCAUGGAAAAUUUGGAAACAUCUUUCCCAGGGACCCAGGAACCAGAACCAUUAGAUUUCUUACUCCAAGAAAAUUAAUGCAGCCCUAAAUCUUGACUACAGUUAGAUUGAGAAUAAUUUCUGUUUCUCCCCUAUGGGGGGCAAUAGGUAAGAGGAGAAUGGCAGGGGAAAUGAUUUGUGUGACAAUUCCUCUCCUUUUGGGAUCUGCUCCAAGGUGGAGACUGCCCAGCUAAAGCAAAUAUGCAUUUAAAUAGUCCAUUUGCAAAGGAAAAGGAUCUCUGAAUCUCCAUUUGCUUUCAAAAUAUAAGGUCAAUGCAUCACUUUGAUUAGUGGUGACCCAGCUUUUCCUCCUGGGUCAGUACUGCCUCUCCCUGACCUUCCCUUGGGCUCCCCAUAACCUCCAGAGUGGUCCUCCACUGCCAGCCUUUGCAUCAGGACCCGGGCAGGGAAGACUGGGGGACUGAGCUCACAGACAUGCUGUGUGUUGGAAUCCGAAUCUGUGCUUUGUGUUGUUUGCACUGUUCUUUGUCCUGCUCCAGCCAGGUGCUGAGACCCCAGCGAGGAUGCUCAGAAGGGGCCCUCUGCCUGACUGUCUGUCCUCCAGAGAAUGGAGGGUCAGCUUGGAGCAGAGGGCCUGAUUAGCAAAAGGUUGCAGUCCCCACGUGUGAAGCCCAGAGAACUUCUUUUCAUUGGAUCUGAUCUGACCUUCCUUUCCUGACUACCGCCUGGUGUUAUCACUGUGGGAUCUCACUGGGAGUUCAUCCCCUUCCCCAGGUGGUGCACCCUUGUGUCGCUGCAUGUGAAUUGUGGGGUCCUGAUCCCUCUACAAUCUUCCCCGAAGGGAGCCCCAUCUCUGGGAAAUGCUCCCUAGAAACCUCCCGGCCCCCUAAGGAGACCACUGACAUGGCCAGGUUGAAAAAUCCCACAGGUAACCUGUUACUCUGUAACCUCGCUGGACUCUCAGUCUCUGAGCAGUGAUGGGGUCAGUGUUAAAUGUGAUAAAUACUGUAUCGUGUAUUGUUUAAAUUGCAUCUCCCACAUAAUGUGAAAAUGGUCCAGGAGAAGGCAGCUUCCUGUAUGCAGUGUGCUUUUUUUUUUUUUAACAAGUAACAACUCCUUUUGAGAAACAACAAUUUCUACUUUGAAAUCAUAUCAAUGGAAAGAUGUAUAUGCACUUAUAAUUUUCCUAAUAAAGACAUGUAUGCAAAU
Messenger RNA from Vicugna pacos (alpaca), 3360 nucleotides. NCBI's taxonomy places the organism in Eukaryota, Metazoa, Chordata, Mammalia, Artiodactyla, Camelidae. The record is from RefSeq and is a predicted model, not a curated record.